Molecule: messenger RNA, 2923 nt
Organism: Drosophila innubila
Lineage: Eukaryota; Metazoa; Arthropoda; Insecta; Diptera; Drosophilidae
Product: WD repeat-containing protein 3
Exons: 2
Coding region: 62-2842 (926 amino acids)
Biological process (GO): maturation of SSU-rRNA
Cellular component (GO): small-subunit processome; Pwp2p-containing subcomplex of 90S preribosome
Molecular function (GO): protein binding; snoRNA binding
Source: RefSeq, a predicted model, not a curated record
AACACGUGCAACGCGCGCGCUAAAUCUUUAGUUGUUUUUAGUUAAUUUUCGAUGAUUUAAAAUGGGUUUAACUAAACAAUAUUUAGCGUACCGUGUCAUAGACAGUUUCAACAUAAUCGCAUCUGGUCGCAGCAAUAUUAAUUUCGCCGUUGUCGAUAAAAGCGAGGGACGCUUUGUCGCAGCACCUGCAGCUGAGAAUGUGAUCAUUUGGGAUUUGAGAAUGGGAGAUCGCAAGCUGACUCUGCGUCGGGAGAAACAUGAAGUCACCGCCUUACGGGUCUCGCCGGAUCACCUGCAUAUUGCAGUGGGCUAUGCGGAUGGUGUGGUGCAAAUCUUCGAUCUGAGUUCGAGGACGUACUAUGAUGCCAUUUGUUCGCUGGCGCUGCACAAGAAUGCCGUCAGCAUUCUACGCUACGAUGCUCAUGGUAUGCGGCUGGUGAGCGGAGGACUGGACACCGAGCUGGUCGUUGUGGAUGUGGUGGAGCAGGCGGGUCGACAACGUCUUAGUGGACACAACGCUGCCAUUACAGACGCCCACUUCCUGCAACGUUUGGUGGAGCAAGAUAUUGUAGUGAGCUGCUCCAAGGAUACACAGAUCAAGUUUUGGAAUCUGGAGACACAAUUCUGUUUCAAAACGAUUGUCGACAAUCGCACGGAAAUCUGGGCCUUGGCAUUUAUAAAUGACCUGAUGAUUGCCGGCGCUGGAGAGAGCGGCAUGAAUGUCUAUCGUCUUCGCAAACGUGAUACGGAUGCACAAACGCUGGAAACUGCCGUCGAGGGUCUGGCAAUUGAUGACGAGGAUACAAUAAGUCCACUGAGUGUCAGCAAUUGUGGAACGAUACAACGCGCUGGCAAAGGACGCACAGUCAACCUGGUGGCCGAUCCAAAUGAGCGUGUGCUAAGCUGUCACGGCACCAACGAUCUCAUUGAGAACUUUUACAUUUGCACCGCCGAGGAGGCGAAGAAUCGUCUGGCGAAACGCCUGAAGAAGGCUCGCAAGAAGGCGGAAUCUGCAGCGCCGGAACAGGAUGACGAGCAGCUGUCCAAAGAGUUGUCACUGAGUGAUGAGAUCAAGCGAUUGGAAAGCAUAAAAACCAAACAGAAAAUCAAAUCCAUCGAUGUGCUGCUGGGUGAGAAUAAAGAGCUCCGUGUGCUCGUCAGUCUGGCCAACAAUAGUAUGUGUCUGUAUUCCCUGGAGGCAUCCUUAAAGUCGCGCAAGGCCACGACAACUGAGGACAGCAGUGUCAAGGUGCUGCGUUCCCUAACGAGGCUCGGUCAUCAGUCGGAGGUGCGUUCCGUGUGCUUCAGCAACGAUUCCCUGGCCAUUGGCUCUGGUGCCGGUGAUUCCUUCAAGUUUUGGGAUCGGGAUGCUAUGCAAUGUCUGCGCACAGUUCCCACUGAUUACAUACUUUGCUCACGCUUCGUUCCUGGUGAUCGAUAUGUGCUGCUGGGCAUGAAGAGUGGCAGCCUGCUCAUUGUGGAUGUCGGCGCUGCGGAUAUUGUGGAAAAGAUCCCAGCACAUGAGGGCGAACUCUGGAGCAUUGCCCUGCUGCCGGAUCAGAAGGGUUGCGUGACGGGAAGCGGUGACACCACCGUAAAGAUCUGGACUUUUGAGCUUAUUGAUGCGGGCGAAGGUGCUGCAUCGACCAAAGUGCUCUCGCUGCUGCACAAGAACACGCUGAAGAUGGAGGAGACGGUGCUCUGCGUGGCCGUCAGCCCGGACAUGAAGUACCUGGCCGUGGGUCUGCUGGAUGCCACCGUGAAGGUCUUCUUUCUGGACACUUUCAAGUUCUAUCUAUCGCUUUAUGGACACAAGCUGCCGGUGCUCUGUCUGGACAUCUCCUAUGACUCCACAUUGAUUGCCACCGGCUCCGCAGAUCGCAACAUUAAGAUUUGGGGUCUUAACUUUGGCGAUUGUCAUCGUUCCAUCUUUGCACACGAUGAUUCGGUGAUGUCACUGCAGUUCAUACCCAGGACACACAUGUUCUUCAGCUGCGGCAAGGAUGGCAAGGUCAAGCAGUGGGAUGGUGACUCCUUCGAGAAGAUUCUUACACUGCCAGGCCAUAUUGGUGAAGCCCAUUGUCUGUCCGUGUCUCCCAAUGGUCGCUACUUGGUCAGCUGUGGAUCAGAUCGCACGCUGAGGAUGUACGAGCGCACGGAGGAGACGAUUGUGCUCAAGGAUGUGCAGGAGGAGGAACGUGAGCAGCUGGAGAACGAGCAGCUGGCCACUGGAGAGGACAACUCGGUGCCAUUGCUGCCAGGCUUGAAACUGCCUUCGCGCAAAACUGUUGGCUCCGAACAGGCUGCGGAAUCCAUCAUGGAAUGCCUGGAGAUAUCAAAGCAAUUCGAGCUUGACGCCGAAGAGAAGCCAGAACCACAUCCAUUGAUGUUGGCCUUGCAAGUGAAGAAUCCCAAUGACUUCUUGGUCAUGACCCUUGUGCGCAUACGUUCCUCGGACAUGGAGGAGGCCCUGCUUCUGCUGCCCUUCUCCAUUGUCUGCGAGCUGCUGGAACGCUUGCCGGCUUUGAUCACCCAACGUCCCGACGAACUGGAGCUGCUCUGUCGCGUCACCGUGUUCCUGUUCAAGGUGCACAUGAAACCCAUUGCGGCAUCCAAGUCCAUGAAGCCGCUGCUCGUCAAGCUGCUGGAUCUGCUCAAGCAUGAUGUGCAACAACUGCGUGAUGUGAUGGGAUACAAUCUUCAUGCUUUAUCCUUGCUGCAAACGGAGGUGGAGCAACGCGAGGGAGUUCAGCUGUUCCGGGAGGCAACCCAAACCAGAAGAAAGAACGAGAAGAAGCGACGACAAGCCACCAAGCGGAGAAUCCAAAUACAAAUGGCAUAGAGAAUUCAUGUAUUUAAUGUAAGACUUUAAUUUUACCAAGAUCAUCUUCAAUAAUAAGACACGUUAUUGGAAUUUUAGCCA